This is a messenger RNA of Rosa chinensis, 1069 nucleotides long. RefSeq names its product oleosin H2. Gene Ontology annotation, cellular component: monolayer-surrounded lipid storage body; membrane. Gene Ontology annotation, biological process: seed oilbody biogenesis; lipid storage; response to freezing. The record is from RefSeq and is a predicted model, not a curated record. Lineage: Eukaryota; Viridiplantae; Streptophyta; Magnoliopsida; Rosales; Rosaceae. The transcript has a single exon. The coding region runs from base 158 to 826 and encodes 222 amino acids.
UCCACCCUCUUCUUUCAACACUCACGACCUUUAUCCUUCAUCUCACCGCCACUCUCCCACUAUACCAUCCCCUCCCCUUCUCUCAUUCUCAACAAUUCUUCAUAGCAGAUCGAUCACCAAAUCUUUGCAAACAAAACCAAGUAAAACCCUACUAGCAAUGGCGGAUCAGAGAAAGCAACAUCAGCAGCAACAAUACCGCGGUGUUGGCGAUGAUCAGCAGAGCCAGCAGUACUACGGCGGUGGCGGUGAUCAGCAGAAUCAGCAGUACCAGUACUCCUCGGACGCUAAGAGCCUCCUUCCCCAACAUGGACCCUCCGCCUCACAAGUCAUUGCAGUCAUAACUCUUGUUCCUCUCGGUGGGACCCUCCUACUGCUCGCCGGCCUCACACUGGCCGGAACUUUCAUUGGGAUGGCCCUCUCGACGCCGCUGUUUGUGAUUUUCAGCCCUAUUUUGGUGCCGGCUAUUGCCACCAUCGGCUUGGCUGUGGCCGGCAUUUUGACCUCGGGGGCUUUCGGGAUCACGGGGCUCUCGUCUUUCUCGUGGUUGGCCAACUAUCUGAGACGCACGCAUCUGCCGCAGCAGGCAAUCCGGGGCGUGCAGGAGACUUCGGGCCAGUUGACGCAUAAGGCUAGGGAUCUGGGCCGCACUGUCUCCGAAAAGACCCAGGAAGCUGGCCAAGCUGUCCAGGGGAAGGCCCAAGAAGUGGACCAGGCUGUGCAGAGCAAGGCCAAUGUCCAAAGCAAGGCCCAAGAAGUAGGACAGAAGGCCCAGGAUACUGGAAGGAGUCACGAAGGCGGUAGAGCUCGGGAUGUGAAGGUGACAUAGAUUAUGGGCAGACCUCGAUGAGUCUCUCUCUCCCUUUCUAGUUUUUGGUUUAGCUAUUUUGUGUUGCGUUGAUGGUAGUUGUAUGUUUGUUUUUAUCAUUUUGUGUGUGUUAAAUGUUGUAAGUGUUAAUAAAGGAGUGUCCUAUAGGUAGUAAUCCGAGCCUCAUAGGUUUAUUCUGUAUGUCCUUGUCUUUCUAUUUUCAAUUUACUAUUGUCGUUUGGAACGAAGUGUUUGGAUUUACUA